Molecule: messenger RNA, 2722 nt
Organism: Gordionus sp. m RMFG-2023
Lineage: Eukaryota; Metazoa; Nematomorpha; Gordioida; Chordodea; Parachordodidae
Product: myotubularin-related protein 2-like
Exons: 17
Coding region: 103-2232 (709 amino acids)
Biological process (GO): phosphatidylinositol dephosphorylation
Cellular component (GO): cytoplasm; membrane
Molecular function (GO): phosphatidylinositol-3,5-bisphosphate 3-phosphatase activity; phosphatidylinositol-3-phosphate phosphatase activity
Source: RefSeq, a predicted model, not a curated record
AUUAUCAACAAAUAGAGAUGACAACUUUAAAUUAUUUAUUUUGUUUUAAAUUUUAGUAUCACUUUAAAUGCUACCCAUAAUUAAAAAACCAUAAAACUUAUUAUGGAAAACAAAUAUCACAACGGCCAAAUUCAUUUUUUCCAGGGAGAAAAGAUCAUCUGUGAAAAUCAUCCUGUCAAUUACUUAUGUCCCUUCAAUGGAAGCAUCACCGGACUUUUGGGAGUUACUAAUUUCCGAUUAACCUUUACUGCCACCCAGAAAGGUGACGUCAUAUUAGACUUACCUCUGGGUGUGGUGUACCGACUCGAAAAAAUAGGGAAUUUAUCCAGCCGAGGCGAAAAUUCUUACGGUAUCGAAGUUUAUUGCAAAGAUUUGAGAACUUUGAAAUUCGCUUACAAACCGGAAAAUCAUUCGCGACGGCAUUUUUUCGAGCAAUUAUACAAAUUAGCCUUUCCCUUGAAUCAUCAUCAACCAAUUUGGGCCUUUUCUUUCAGGGAUAAUUUCGAUGUAGAUGGAUGGAAGGUAUAUCGGGCCAGAGGAGAAUACGAAAGACAGGGACUCCCAGAUGAAUCCUGGCGGCUGACCGACAUUAAUAGAGAUUACACGUUCUGUGAUACCUAUCCUAGCUUGUUAUGCGUGCCCAGGGCAGCCGAUGAUGAUAUGCUCACAAACGUCGCCCGUUUCCGUUCAAAAAAUCGUUUGCCCGUCCUUUCCUGGAAAUGUCAUUCCAAUUCGCAAGAUCCUCGAACUCCACCACGGGAAGCCUGCCUCGUGAGGGGUGCCCAACCCCUAAGCGGUCUGCUCGGGGGCUCCUCGCCGAAAAUAGACGCCUCCUACUUGCGGCACGUGAUUGAAGCCAACGCUCAUUUUUCCCGGUACUUGACGGUGUAUGACGCCCGGCCUAGGAUCAACGCCGUGGCUAAUAAAGCCAAAGGAGGCGGUUACGAGUCGGAGGAGCACUACAAGGACACCGAACUUAUUUUUCUGGACAUUCACAAUAUUCAUGUGGUCAGGGAAAGCUUGAAAAAAUUGACUCAAGAAUGCUUCCCUUACGUGGACGAGGAACAUUGGUUGACAAAGCUAGAAGCCACCCAAUGGCUAGAACACAUUAGGACCAUACUUUUCGGUGCUUUACGGAUAGUCGAUAAAAUAGACAACCAACAAUCUUCCGUAUUCGUUCAUUGCAGCGAUGGGUGGGAUAGAACGGCUCAACUGACAUCCCUAUCCAUGUUGAUGCUCGAUCCUUACUACAGAACCAUCGAGGGAUUUGAGGUCUUGAUUGAGAAGGAGUGGAUUUCUUUCGGUCACAAAUUCGCGCAAAGAUUAUCCCACGGCUAUGACAAUUACAAUAACCCUCCCCAUUCCCACAACAACACGAAUCAAAGUCAAUCGACGACGGCAACCCAUCAACUCUCGCAAAACAACUUGACCAACAACAAUGAAUACUCCAAAAAAUAUUCUCCUCAAUCGUUUUCUCCCCUGGACAAUAGUAGUUCUAAGAAUAACAGCGGCUUUUCUCCGAGAAGCUUAGACAUUUCUUCUCCCAAGGCCGCCAACGGAAAAAAGAUUACCAUGAGUAACAACAGCCUUAAUUCCAUCAAAUCGACCGAUCACAAAACCGGCAAAAAUAAAAACAAACCUUCCGAAGUGUCUCCCAUAUUUUUGCAAUUCAUCGACUGCGUCUAUCAACUUACACGUCAAUUUCCUGCCGCUUUCGAAUUCGACGAAACCCUGCUCAUUUAUAUCCUUGACAAUCUGUACGCUUGUUUGUACGGCACCUUUCUAGGAAAUACGGAGAAGGAAAGGGUUAACGAAUUGAAGGUGACCCAAAACACGUAUUCCUUGUGGUCUGCCAUUAAUUCCAGCCUGGAAGAUUUCACCAAUCCUUUCUACAACCCUUAUUUACCAAACUUAAUUCUAUAUCCCAUCGUAACUAUAAGGCAUUUAGAAUUUUGGGACUCUUAUUACCUGAGAUGGAAUCCCUACACAAAAUGUCAAGAACCAGUACAAGCUCGCUACAAACAAUUGAACGUGAUGAAACGGGAACUUGAGCGGGAGGUGAUCGAGUUGACGGAAAAAUUAAAGCACCUAGAGCAUUUGAAAUUGACUUCCCCCAAGGUCGAUGAGGUAAACCAAUCGAAUCAUUCGGAUAAUCACGAUCAUAAUACCCACGAGGAAAAUCAGGAUUUCGAAAAUAUUCCACACCAUCAUGACAGAAACGAUUUGUGCUAGCUAGUUUAUAUUUUGAAUCAUGGACGUUUGAAGCGUAUAAAGAAUAAAUGAUUGAGGAUGUCUUAUUUCAAUUUUUUUUACAAAUUUAUUUGCCUAUCCAUGACCCUGCCGUAAAUAAAAACUACUCUCAGAUAGACUGCGAAGCGCAAAUAAGCCUAAACGAGUACGAAUACUAUAUUAAUACUCGUUUUUGGAUAGCUAAUUUUUAAGAUAUCUUAGGAUUGGUAGAUGUAUGAAUGAAAGUUAUAGAAUUUUUGAUAUUUAAAUUUAUUUCCCGCGUCACGUCUACUUAAUUUUUUAAAAUUUAAUUUAAAAAAAAAUAUAUAUAUUUUGUAAAUCAAUUCAAAUGUAAACCUUAUUAUUAUCAUUGCAAUUAUAACGACAUACUUUUUAAAAAUAUUAUUUAUUUUAUAUUCUUUUAAAAUUUUUUAUAAUAUAAUUUUAAAUGUUGAUUAUAUGUAUGCUGUAAGUUUUUAUCGCCUAUUAUAUU